Molecule: messenger RNA, 1938 nt
Organism: Punica granatum (pomegranate)
Lineage: Eukaryota; Viridiplantae; Streptophyta; Magnoliopsida; Myrtales; Lythraceae
Source: RefSeq, a predicted model, not a curated record
AAGAAAAAGAAAAAGAGAUCGAUAACGUGAGUCUCCCAUUUCCUGAUCCUGCCAAACCUAUUCCCGCACAGACACAACCGUUGACGAACUGAAGAAGAAGAAACAGACCCAUCGAGCACGGCAGGGCAGGGCAGGGCAGAGCAUAGCUGAGCAGAGAUCCUAAUACUACCCGUGGGAAAAGAAAACGCAUAUGGCGGGUGAUUCUCCGCUCGCUCUCCUCCUCCUCCUCCUCUUCUUCCUAUUCGCCCUCUGCAUCUCUUCCCUCGCCCUCUCAUCUUCUCCCCAAUCCGACCCUUUAUCCGUCUGCAUUGUGGGCGCCGGGAUUGGCGGCUCAUCGGCCGCCCACUUCCUCCGCCAGUACUCCCCCGCCCCCUUUGCAGGACCCCCUACUCUUCGAAUCCGAGUCUUUGAGCGGAACCCCGUGGUGGGCGGCCGCAUGGCUAGGGUGAAGAUCGACGGCGACACCUUCGAGGCCGGCGGGUCGAUCCUCCACCCGAAGAACUACCACGUCCUCAACUACACCAAGCUGAUCGGAUUAAAAAUCAAGUGGCCGAAUUCUUCCAAGGCCGGCGAUGGCGACGACGAUGACGGCUCUUUCGGGAUUUGGGACGGGAAGAAGUUCGUGUUCAAGACUUGGAGCGUUCCUAACACCAAGAAGCUGCCCUUUGUCGACAAAGUUGUCUCCUUUGCCAACGCUCUGCAGCUCUUCUUCCGUUAUGGUCUUUCCCUCAUCAGGAUGAACAGCUUCACUGAGAGUACCGUGAACAAGUUCCUCAAGUAUUAUGAGAGCUUUGAAACAAGACCUGUGUUCGAGACCGUGGAUGAUAUGCUCAAAUGGGCAGGCUUGUAUAAUCUCACAACUCGAACGCUCGAGGAAGAAUUAGUCGACGCUGGGUUAUGCCCGGCACUGAUAAAGGAACUUAUCACGGUCAUAACUAGAGUUAACUAUGGCCAAAGCAGCCGAAUCAGUGGGCUUGCUGGUGCUGUUUCUAUGGCAGGAGCAGGUGACAAUCUGUGGCAAGUUGAAGGAGGAAAUUGGCAGAUGGCUUCGGGUUUGCUUAAUGUUUCAGACAUUUCAUUGCAUCUGAGUGAGGAGAUAGAAUCUAUUUCGAAACUAGGAAACUACUACGAGCUUAAUUCCACCAAAGGUAACAGCUAUAAGUGUGAGGUCACAAUAGUUGCAACUCCUCUUGAUGAGCUGAGCAUUCGCUUCGACCCUCCUGUAUCAAUUCCCCCAAGGAAGCUGCAGCACACUCAUGCCACCUUUGUUCGGGGUCUCUUGAAUCCCGCAUAUUUUGGUCUCGGAUCUGCCGCUGAUAUUCCUCAUCUAGUGGGAACAAUCGAGGAACCAGGGCUACCCUUCUCGAGCAUUUCAAUUCUGACUCGACACAGUGAGAAAGAUGCAACUUACAAGGUCUUCUCCCGCCAAACAAUGGGAGACGCGCUGCUGGAUCAAAUUUUCAGUGUUCGGCAGGAAACUAUUCGUAUAGACUGGGGUGCCUAUCCUCACUACCAGGCUCCGGAAGUUUUUGCCCCGUUUAUACUGGAUGGGCGUCACCUCUACUACAUUAAUGCCUUUGAGAAUGCUGCGAGCACGAUGGAGACCAGUGCUGUUGCUGCCGAGAACGUGGCUCGUCUAAUCCUGACGAGACUAUUUGGGAAGGUGGACCACUCAGUUUCUAUGAGCUCAGAUGCCUCUGCUUCUGAUAUUCGUUUGCAUUCAGAUCUCUAAACGAUGGGAAGGGUGUUUUGCCUCACGAGACUACUGAUCUAACGUAUAAAUAUCGUUCCGUGUAACAAUAAACUUUUUUUUUUUUUCCCCAAAUAAUGCCAUGCAAUGUGAGAGUGACAAUGUAAACUUUGUAUGUGAGAAAUGUGAGUGACAAUGUUAUCAUUGUUCAUGAAGGCCUUCUUUGGGCCAUUGCCCCUCUUAUAUUA